Saccostrea echinata is the source of this 2409-nucleotide messenger RNA. RefSeq lists its product as uncharacterized. Gene Ontology annotation, biological process: cell surface receptor signaling pathway; G protein-coupled receptor signaling pathway. The record is from RefSeq and is a predicted model, not a curated record. NCBI's taxonomy places the organism in Eukaryota, Metazoa, Mollusca, Bivalvia, Ostreida, Ostreidae. The transcript is spliced from 5 exons. The coding region runs from base 1 to 2409 and encodes 802 amino acids. Gene Ontology annotation, molecular function: G protein-coupled receptor activity. Gene Ontology annotation, cellular component: membrane.
AUGUUAGAUAUCAUGCAGUGGCUCUUAAGUUUAGUUUUUAUGAUUGUGAAUAAUGGUGCGAUUGCUUAUCCAACCCAGGGCGGUGUUAAGAUCAAAGAAGACUUUGAUUUUAAUGCAACUCACAUACUUUUGCAAAGCAUUCUUCUUUGUGGAACUGAGAUCAUCUGCAAUAAGUCGCUUUUGGGUUCACUAGGGAUUCGAAGCGAUGUCGUCCCUCCAAACAGGUGUCCUUAUUGUUCUUGUGCUGAAUACGACUGUUUUUACCAUUGGUCCGAUACGCCGUGCUGCCCCGACGUUUUCUUUAAAUAUGGGCUUCUGGAAUGUGUCGAUACACACGUUGUUCCGUUCAGAAUAGCAAGUCCAGACCUACUCAUUUCAUACUGCCCUGUGGGCACAGACGUCAGUUUAUCCAAAAACUGCACAAAGGAAGAAGGAGAGAGUGAUCAAUUACAACAACCACCUGUUGCAAAAUCAACAACCUGGGUAUCAUAUAAAAACAAAUUCUGUUCCUUCUGUCACAAUGAGGUAAAUUACAUCGAAUGGGAAUUAAAUUUCAAAUGCGAAUAUCCAACAGAUUUCAACCAGCGUUCUUCUUCCGAGGACCUUGUUGCGUACGCCAAGUCAGAAUCCUGUGGUAUUCAUUAUGUGCAUCCAGACCUCGGGGAUAACAUAAAGCGUUGUUCUACAGGUUACACUACCAAAAUUAAAGCAUGCAAUGUAACAGGUACUUGGACUCAUUAUGACAAGCAAAUAGAAAAAGCAUGUCUAAGCGCCUAUGAAAUGCAUUAUGAGAGAUGUAGUGAUUUAUAUGAUGUAGACAUAUCAUCUUGUAACGUGUCUGGGACAUGGAAAACGUAUAAUGAAGAUGUAUUAAUAGCUUGUGAACAUGCUGAUGCCUUGAUAUUUUCUCCGGUACGCUUUCGGUCGCCAUUUUCUCUAGCUGCAUAUGAUAAAAACGAUGACCUGUCAUUACAGCAGAAAUCUGCUAGCUGUUUACUGAACCAAAUCUACGAUGACAGUCUUAAAAUAUGCAAGGACCUUAUUUGUUUUCCUGGCAAAAAACUCUGGAAUGGUACCUGCGUACCGGUUCUGGCAACAACUACUAACCUGCGUUACACACUGGCAACAAAGGUCAAAUUUUCCAUCCUAACAGACGAAAGGGUUAACCGAGAUGCUUUGGAUAAAGGACUAAUGCAUUUCAUGAAAAUGUCUAAAAAUUGGACCCUUUCGAAUACUACCGCUGUAGAGUUAGAAAUGUCUGUUAGUGAAAAAGCAUAUAUGUUGCCUUAUAUAUCAACGAGAUUUAAUAGAAAAAGACAGUGCUUUAUCUUCCAUGCAGAGAGAGAGUGUGGGUCAAACAUAUUCAGAAACAAUCUAAUUAGCCCUCUGUUGACUUGUCCUCAAAUUCAAAUCAAAAACAGUGAUUUUGGAUUGGUAGAUAUUCAAACUGAUUAUACAUUCUCUGGAUUGUCAGUUUAUCAUUCUAAAGCAGAUAAUAUUGGAGUCCGCGUUUGUGUAAGCGACUUAUCAAAGAUAAAACUGAAGACUCUGAAACUCGGUAGUAGGUUUCUAUCUACUUUAACUUUGAUCUGUUUAUGUGUAUCUCUUGUAGCCCUUCUGCUAACAUUAAUUACGUACUGCUUAUUCCCAAGUAUUAGAACUCUCCCCGGUAUUAACAACAUGAUACUAGUUUUAUUUUUAUUUUUGGCACAGAUUUGUUUGAUCGUCCGUCCUUUGUUUUAUACUUUUGGUUUGAAAAUAGUUUCUGCUUUGUCACACUUUUCAUGGCUGUUGGUAUUUUUCUGGCUGCAAAUAUGUUCUUUUCACAUGUUUCGUGUCUUCACUGCCAAACAGAGAUGGGAUAGUUCUCCAAUAUUUAUCAGACGAACAAUUACUAAGUAUUUCUUGUAUGCAUUUGGUAGCGCCUUGAUUAUUGUUACUUCAAACAUUAUAAUUUCCCUUAUAUUUUCCGAUGGCAAAAACACAGGUUAUGACAAAGCUUUAACACUAAUGACAUACAAAACCGCUUUCAUUGUCACUGUUCUGGUUCCGUUAAUUUUUGUCUGCUUAACGAACAUAUUUUUUUAUAUUUUGACGGCGCAUAAAAUUUACUUUACUCCUGACAUUGAAAGCACAACUGGAAAUAGAGUGCAAUUUUCUGUUUAUAUAAAGUUGUUUACAUUGACUGGCCUUUCAUGGAUCUUACAGAUCAUUGACUCUUUUAUAGAUGUUUCAAUAUUUUCGUACUUUGUUGCAAUUUUGAACGGUUUACAGGGAUUGCUAAUCUUUCUCAGUUGUGUCUGUAAUAAAAGGGUGUGGAAUUUGUACAAGAUAGCUUGGAGCAAAAAUAGAAAUUUCAGCAGAAAACCGUCUACAUUACGCUCCAAAACAAACACAACUUCAAAAUGA